AUGGGUGCCCGCACAUCAUCCUCGAACAACGAGUCCGCUCAGAAGAGUUCUUACGCCGCGAUGCUGGACUGGGAUAAGGUCGACAAGCCUGAGCUGAUUCUCCAGCGCUUCCCUAGUCGUCGUUCGGUCGUCUAUGGAACGAAAGGCAUGGUCAGCGCGAGUCAGCCUCUCGCAGUGGAAGCUGGUCUGGAGAUCCUGCGCAAAGGAGGAAACGCAGCUGAUGCCGCCGUCGCCACUUCGGCUGCACUCAAUGUCACCGAACCGAGUUGCUGUGGCAUUGGAGGCGAUGCUUUCUGCUUGUUCUGGGACGCAAAGACCAAGAAGGCGUCGGCCAUGAAUGGGAGUGGCAGAGCCCCCUUCAAGUUGAAUAUCGAUUACAUGAACUCACGCGGAGUCAAUGGAACAAUUCCUGUUACCGACUUGAACUCGGUGACCGUUCCAGGUUGUGCCGCCGCUUGGGUUGACUCAGUCGAGAAGUUCGGCAGCGGAAAACUGAGCUUGAGCGAGAUCUUGGAGCCCGCAAUCCGCCUUGCGGAGGAGGGGGUUCCCGUCUCCGAGCUUCACUCAUUUGCCUGGCAGCGCUCUGAAGAGCUGAUCAAGAAGGCAUCGCCCAACGGGAAUGAGAUGCUUCUGGACGGCAAGGCGCCCCUGCCUGGCCAGGUGGUCCAGCUUUCGAACCUUGGCAAGACUUUCCGCGCACUAGCCGAGCAUGGAAAGGAUGGCUUUUACAAGGGUCGCAUUGCCGAGGAGAUCGUCGCGUUGAUCAAGAGCAAAGGCGGCGUCAUGGAGCUCGAGGAUCUUGCAGCGCACCAGACGGACUUCGUCGAGCCGAUCACUCAUACGUUUGCCAACGAAGUCACACUCGUCGAAUGCCCACCAAAUGGUCAAGGGCUAACAGCGCUUAUGGCACUUGGUAUCCUCGAGGAGAUGCAGGAACAGGGCAAGAUCAAGAAUCUACUCGAGAUGGAGCACAACUCAGUCGAGUACCUGCACGCUCUAGUUGAAGCUCUUCGCCUAGCUUUUGCCGACACACAACACUUCGUGGCGGAUCCGAACGUCGUGGCUGUACCUGUCGAGGAGAUGCUUAGUAAAGAGUAUCUCGCCAAACGCGCUGCCUUAUUCGACCCCUCAUCCACCGGAAAGGUCUUCCACGGUAACCCUCUUCAUUCUUCUGAUACUGUAUACUUCAGCGUGACGGACCAGUGGGGCAACGCGUGCAGCUAUAUCCAGUCCAACUAUGCGGGCUUCGGCACAGGAGCGGUUCCGAAGGGCUGUGGCUUCACGUUGCAGAACCGCGGCUCCAACUUUUCGCUGAAAAAGGGCCACCCCAACCAGCUUGAAGGCGGCAAGCGCCCAUAUCACACAAUCAUCCCCGCCCUUGCUCUGCGUGGCGAUGACAUCUGGCUGUCGUACGGCGUAAUGGGAGGAUUCAUGCAGCCACAGGGGCACAUUCAGGUCUUGUUGAACAUGCUUCGCGGUUUCACACCCCAGGCUGCGCUCGACGCACCGCGUUUCUGCAUCUCGGCAGGCUCACCCGAUAGCGUGGUGGAGGGCGCCGAAGAGAAGGCGGGGGAUAUCAACAGCGAGGUCUACUUUGAAGAGGGGAUUGAUACGAAGAUCGUCGAUACACUGCGCGCUAUGGGCCACGACGCCUACACCGCGUCUGGAUUCAAGCGUAGCAUGUUUGGUCGCGGCCAAGUCAUUCAGAAGAUCCAAGACCGUUCAGGGAAACUGGUUUGGGCUGCCGGCUCGGAUCUGCGCGCGGAUGGGCAUGCUGCAGCCCAGAUCUAG
This is a messenger RNA of Peniophora sp. CBMAI 1063, 1791 nucleotides long. Lineage: Eukaryota; Fungi; Basidiomycota; Agaricomycetes; Russulales; Peniophoraceae. The record is from the annotation of a GenBank genome assembly.